UCACUUUUCAAAUACUCUUCACAACACAAAAACAAACCUCUUCUAUAUAAAUCAAAAUGUCUUUCCACCUCUCCGCCGAAGAUAUCCGCAUUGAUGACAACCACAUCCUCAGAGCCCGUCUCAGAAACGAGAACGGUGACUGGGAAGAUGCUGAGAUUGAUCUCAACCAACACAUUGGAAACCAAAAUGGCAUGAUUCACUGGGAUGGCGAGAACUUCUCCCACAGCGCUGAAAACGUCACAUUCUCCAUCGAGGGUGGUGGACAAGUCCCAGUUCUCCGCACUUUCCUCCGCAGCAUCGACGGCGAAGAGUUCAGCCGUGAUGUCAACCUUGCUGAGCGUAUUGAGAACCACAACGGACGAUUUGUUUAUGGUAUGUAUCCUCUAGCCAUUGGAGCUUACGAAAGACUUUUGCUAACAUAUGAUCAGUUUAAAUGUUAUAUGCUUUAG
Messenger RNA from Botrytis fragariae, 449 nucleotides. RefSeq names its product putative cyanovirin-n family protein. The coding region runs from base 57 to 449 and encodes 130 amino acids. NCBI's taxonomy places the organism in Eukaryota, Fungi, Ascomycota, Leotiomycetes, Helotiales, Sclerotiniaceae. The record is from RefSeq and is a predicted model, not a curated record. The transcript has 2 exons.